GGUAGAUUAUGCAAUAAAGAAAAUUUAUCCGCAAUUAGUAGGUAGUGGGUUUGAAGAAAUUAUCUACGUCACUGAAGCGAAGCAAAUUGAUAUAAAAGCAGGCGUUGCUCAAAACUUAAUGCAACUUGAAGGUUCGUUAGAUUCAAACAAAAACAAAAAACGUAAGCUUGAUGAGUUGUACCCAGAUCAAGUGUAUUCAGAAUAUGUCUACGGAAUCGUAUCAACUGGCACUGAUUGGUAUUUUUUUAAGCAUACUCCUGAUCAAAUUUUCUGUAGUCAAGCACCCGAUUAUAUACCUUUGGUAACAACACAGUUAGAUAAUGAUGAGUAUUUGAGGAAGGGAAUUAAAACAGUUCUUGGCAAAAUCAUUUGGAUGUUAAAGGAUCGAGAUCGAACAAACAAGAGACAACGCACAUAA
Molecule: messenger RNA, 418 nt
Organism: Racocetra persica
Lineage: Eukaryota; Fungi; Glomeromycota; Glomeromycetes; Diversisporales; Gigasporaceae
Source: the annotation of a GenBank genome assembly